AUGAGUGAUUAUCGAAAAAGAUUGAGCGGUGCGGAAUAUCGUAAAAGGAAAUUAGAAAAAUCAUCAAAACAAGAAACUUUACUGAAUCAAAUUCCAAAAAUAUCUAAUUUUAUGACAAGAUCAGAAAAACUUGUAAGUGAAGAUCAGCAAGCAUCAGGUUCAUCGGACCCGGGAUUAGAUGACACUUCAGCACAAGAUACCAAACAAAUACAAUUGAAUCCUCCUUUAUUGCAAGAUACAAAUACAAACAAAACGUCGUCAACAUUUCUUUCAUUAGAAAAUGCGGAAGAAAGUCAAUCAACAAAUGAUAUGUUUCAAUUGAGUGGUGAUCCUUUUCUAUGGAAUAUAAAUGAUGAAACACGAGAUUUUAUAACUAUAAACGGUUUACCACAAAAUAAUGUAACGGAUUUUAAAAAUUCACGAAAUUUUCAUAAUGAUAAAACGAUAUUUUGUUCUAAAAGCUUAUUCCAACGUAAUUUAAAGAACGGAGAAAUUCAACAUCAGUGGUGA
Molecule: messenger RNA, 510 nt
Organism: Bactrocera tryoni
Lineage: Eukaryota; Metazoa; Arthropoda; Insecta; Diptera; Tephritidae
Exons: 3
Coding region: 1-510 (169 amino acids)
Source: RefSeq, a predicted model, not a curated record